Messenger RNA from Cynoglossus semilaevis (tongue sole), 1914 nucleotides. RefSeq names its product solute carrier family 67 member 1 (gene slc67a1). Gene Ontology annotation, cellular component: nuclear envelope. The record is from RefSeq and is a predicted model, not a curated record. Bases 291 to 1517 code for a protein of 408 amino acids. Gene Ontology annotation, biological process: transmembrane transport. Gene Ontology annotation, molecular function: transmembrane transporter activity. The transcript is spliced from 10 exons. Lineage: Eukaryota; Metazoa; Chordata; Actinopteri; Pleuronectiformes; Cynoglossidae.
CACCUUCACUAGCUGUUUUUCUCUGCAGUCCAUGUUUUUCUUCCUGUAUUUAGGAUAUUGGACGUGGUAGUUGGUAAACAAUACUCCCUCCAUUAAACAGCGUUACUAACACGAACUUCAGUAACUCCUCCUUCUCGUUGAGUCGUGUGCGUUAAAGUUCAACCGACAUUGUUUUUAUGGUCUAUGUCAAAGUUCAUCGGGUUAGAGGACAGUGUCCUGCAGCCGUAUUAUCGUUGAUUCUGUAACACCGACAAACAGAGGUUUUAUUUUUUAUUUUUCCCUAUGUCACUAUGAGUGGAAAAGAUCAUACUUUGGACCAACCGCGUAGGAAGAGAAUUAUUCAUAUCGUUUACCUGAUCGCUGCUUUAGACAUAACAUGGAUGUUUUUACAGUUUUCUGUCACCCCUUAUUUGGCAACAAAACUCGGCUUUGACACUUUGUGGUUAGGAUAUUUACAAACCACAGUGGGUGUCAUUCAGCUUCUUGGUGGUCCUCUGUUUGGAAGGUUUGCAGAUCUCUUUGGGGCACGGAUUGCCUUGUCUCUGGCCUGUGGUGCCACUGUGGUAUUCUUUUUGCUGCUGGCUAUAGCAACCCACCCUCUCAUGCUGUUCGUCCAUAAAAUCCCAACAGUCUUUAUGCAUGUGCUUCCUGCAUCUCAGAUGGUUGUGACGGAUCUUUCUGAACCUGAUAAACGAGCAGAUGCUUUAUCCAAACUGGGUCUGUGCUUUGGCUUCGGUAUGAUAGCUGGCUCCACACUGGGCGGUCAACUGAGCAAGCAUUAUGGUGAGACUUUUGCUGCCUGUGUUGGUGCCGUGGGCAGUGCCUUCAGCCUAGUGCUGGUUUUAAACUUUAUUCCGAAUAAUACCAAAGGUGAUGCUCCAGUGACCAAAAAAGAUGGUGAGAAAGAAAACAAAUCAAUAUUUAAUGUGAGCGAGAUCACAAGACUGAUGACGUUUCCACGUGUGACUCAAACAUUUAUUGUGAAGGUAGUCGCAGGUUUACCAUCAGGGAUUUUCCAGGUCAUGUUUUCAGUUAUGGCACUUCAGCUCUUUAAACUGGGGCCUGAGCAGAAUGGAUAUCUGAUGGCCUACCUUGGAAUAGUACAAAUGAUGAUACAAGGAGGAGUUCUCGGAAGACUAACAGGAAGGUUCUCAGAGAGCAUGCUGCUGGUUCUGUCAGUUGGACUUUCCUCUGCUGUUGGACUGGCACUGGCUUAUAUGCAGAAUGUGACCCACCUGUGCCUCAUUGUGGUUCCCAUGAUGCUUUCCCUCAGUUUGUUUAACGUCAUCACAGACAGCAUUCUCACCAAGAGUGUUCCGUCCUCUGACACAGGCACUAUGCUGGGAUUAUGUUCAUCUGUUCAGUCCCUUCUUCGCACAGUCGGUCCGACUAUUGGAGGCUUCCUGUAUGUAAAUUAUGGAUAUUCUUCAAUAGGAAUGACCCAGUUUGUUGUAAAUAUUGUUGUGUUUUUCUAUUUACUGCAUCGGUGGACCAAGAAUAAGGACAAGUCAAAUUGAUGACCUGACUUUAUUUCAUAGGUUAAAAAAAUACAAUCAUUUCCUUUUCAGUUAUUCAAAAUAGUCUUGUAUAUAGAAAUUCACCGGCUGAUUAGAUGAUGUAAUAAGGGCUAUCACCACUAGAUGGCAGCACCAUGGUUUUAUAUCUUAGUGUAUACUCUGAUAUAAAUACAUUUAAAAAUGUGAUACAUUUUUAAUAUUGGCCAGUUAAUAAAAGCACUGUAGCUGAAAUAAAAAAAUGUGUAGUUAUAUGUAAUAAAUAUACAUAAUAAACAUAAACUUAAAGAAACCUAAAGAAAAUCUAAUACAUUAAUUAUGGAAACUUGAACUUUUUCAUGUAACAGAAAGAAAAACAAUAAAAGAACGAAAAAAAAGUUUUGGGUAAAUCUCAAGCAAA